CGGCGCGUGGCCGGCGACCCCGCCUGCCUCUUCGCGCAGGGGAAUAAACCAGCACACCCAGCAGAUGAGGAGCUGAUAGGAGCUCCUUCACUUGGCGGGAAUUCCUUUUGAUCUCUGCUUCAGAUGGCGGUUGGAGUGACAUCCCACCUCUUCCAAGGAGUGACUCCUACCAACAACAGAUUAAGCCAGACCAACAGAUUUAGAGUACGGGUAGCUGGCUCCGAGAUGAGGCGUUCUCUCCUGCCAUCCACUUCGUUGCCUUCAGUUGCUUAUGGGAAAGAUGCUACAGUGCAUAACUUAUUCGAGAGGAACUUCAUUCCCAUGCUUUAUGUGCCUUGUCGACAUCGGGCCUUGAGUGUUAGAUCUUUUGCCUUGCCAGUUGCUUUGAAGGAAAUUCCUUUGGUCAAAAGCGCGUCAUUAAUAUUGACUAGGUCAUGUGACACUUUACUUGCAAAUCCUGCUACUGCAUUUGUGGUACCUGCGAUUGGAAUAAUUGUCUUUGCUCUAUGGGGUUUUUUGCCUCUGGUGAAGGACAUCAGAAACCGUUUUGAUCAUGGAGGCAACUGGAAAAAGAGCCCUACCUACCUAAUAUCUAGUUCCUACCUUCAACCUUUACUCCUUUGGACAGGAGCAACACUUAUCUGCAGGGGUUUGGAUCCAGUUGUGUUGCCUUCAGCAGCAAGCCAAGCUGUUAAAACACGGCUUUUGACUUUUGUGAGAUCAUUAUCGACCGUCCUGGCUACUGCAUAUAUUAUGACAAGCUUGAUUCAGCAGGUACAGAAAUUCCUAGUGGAUAUAAGAAGCCCCAAUGAUACUAGAACUAUGGGAUUGGAUUUUACCAUGAGAGCUGUUUAUACUGGUAUUUGGAUUGCUGCUGUUUCGCUCUUUAUGGAGUUGCUGGGCUUCAAUACCCAGAAGUGGAUUACUGCUGGAGGUUUCGGGACAGUGUUGCUUACGCUUGCUGGUCGUGAGAUUUUUACCAACUUCCUCUCAAGUGUUAUGAUCAAUGCCACCCGCCCAUUUGUAGUGAAUGAAUGGAUCAAUGCAAAGAUAGAUGGUGUUGAUGUAUCUGGUAUUGUUGAGCAUGUUGGCCUGUGGUCACCAACAAUCAUUAGAGGUGAUGACAGAGAAGCUAUAUACAUUCCCAAUCAUAAGUUCACAAUGUCUAUAUUGAGGAAUAACACUAGGAGAAGUCAUUGGCGUAUUAAGACGUACCUUGCUAUAAGCCACAUGGAUGCUGGAAAAAUUGGUAUAAUCGUUGCGGACAUGAGGAAAGUGUUGGCUAAAAAUCAUCAUAUAGAACAACAGAAGUUACAUAGGAGAGUAUUUUUUGAAAAAAUUGAUCCAAAAACUCAAGCACUUAUGAUUUACAUAUCCUGCUUUGUGAAGACAUCACAUUUUGAAGAGUACCUUAAUGUCCAGGAAACAGUUAUGUUGGAUCUUCUUACAAUAGUUGGCCACCACAGGGCAAGGCUUGCUACACAAAUUCGAACAGUUCAGAAAUCAUAUGGCAAUGCGGACAUUGAUAACAUUCCUUUUGGAGAGGAUACAUAUAGUCGUGUACGUGGCCGUCCGAUCCUGAUCGAUACUUCUGCAAGGCUCAGUGAGGACAAGAAACCUCGACCGGUAUCACGCGAAGAUCAGAAAGUCAAGACAAGUGUAUCAGUCGAGACCAAGUCAGCUUCAGCUGAUGCACCUGACGGUUCUAGUUUAAGCAACUCCGAGAGGCAGGAAGAGAAAAAAAUGGUACCAGACGAUAUUCGAAUGAAGAACAGCAAGAACGAUAAUGUGAAAUCAACAAUACCAUCCCCGACAACUCCGUGGGCAGAAACUACUGAUCCUGUAGCUUCCAAGCCUGGUAAAGGGAAGGCUCAAGGAUCAGAGGCUACAGAACGACAAGGAGAUAGUUCAGUUCCAGUGACUAAUCCAAAGAAGGAAUCAAGACCUGCGUUUGAAGAUAACAUUGUUCUUGGUGUAGCUCUUGAUGGCUCCAAGAGGACACUCCCAAUUGAUGAAGGAAUGAACCCUCAUCUAUCCCUCUCUGAACAUGAGCAAGACACUGUUGAGGCUGCUUCAUCGCCUAAGAAAGGUCAAAGCUAUUCACUGUCAGGUCAAGAGAAGGCUGACCAAAGGAAUCCUGACAGGUGAUCCAUGCCGAAGUAUAUAUCUUUACCAGUGAUGAAAAUGAUAUUUGUCACCAAGCCAACCUUUUUUGUGCGCUUGUGCAAAUGCGAUCUGUCACUUGGCUCGCUUAUACAUGUUUAAGAUAUAUAAAACGCCAGUGGUACUUGUUUUGUCCGGGGAAUGUACCUGUUCAAUUGCACAUUAGGAAUUUACUGCCAGGCUUGUUAAAGUCAGCAAGAGGUUUUCCGUACAAUACUCUGUACAUAUGUUGGAUCUGCUGUAAUGAUCUAGAUAAAGAUGAUUUGGUUGUUCAUUGCA
Molecule: messenger RNA, 2442 nt
Organism: Lolium rigidum
Lineage: Eukaryota; Viridiplantae; Streptophyta; Magnoliopsida; Poales; Poaceae
Product: mechanosensitive ion channel protein 2, chloroplastic-like
Exons: 13
Coding region: 124-2148 (674 amino acids)
Biological process (GO): transmembrane transport
Cellular component (GO): membrane
Source: RefSeq, a predicted model, not a curated record